This is a messenger RNA of Dibothriocephalus latus, 207 nucleotides long. NCBI's taxonomy places the organism in Eukaryota, Metazoa, Platyhelminthes, Cestoda, Diphyllobothriidea, Diphyllobothriidae. The record is from the annotation of a GenBank genome assembly.
AUGACAAAACUGCUAAAUGACCUUCGUGAGGAGCAUCCGGAACUGGUUCCACAGCAGACUGAUUUGAGUUACUUCGCUGAGGUCAGCACGCUUGAGGGUCUCAUUCCGGUGCCCGAAUACAUGAAGAAGUUUGAAAAGCCCUGCGACGGGAUGCUUGCGCGAGAGGCAACUUGGCCAAUUCCCAAAAACUACUUCAUGUACCACUAG